UUACUUGAGAUGACAAUGCACCUCUUCAUAGGGCUCUUCACACUAUCCUCCUGUCAGUAUCACUAUGUACGGGACCCUAAAAACUGUACUGAAGCACAGAGGUACUGCAGAGAGAAGUACACGGACCUGGCCACCGUAAGCAACAUGGAGGAUAUGAACAGACUGAACCACUCGACUAUAGACAGCGGUUAUGAUGGCGCAGUGUGGAUAGGACUGAAGAAGGGGCAGUAUUCCAGGUGGCAUUGGUCUCUGGCAGACAUAGACUACUAUAGUAAGGGACAGACUCAGUUUCGUGAAUUUUGGGACCAAAACCAGCCAAACAAUUUGAAUGAAGAUUGUGGUGUCAUGACGAAUUCUGGAAAAUGGCACGACUGUUUUUGUACUACUCAACACUUUCCAGUGUGCUACGACGGGACUAAGCCUCCAGCUGGUCAUUUCCUAAUGGUUCAACAGCUAAUGACCUGGAGGGAGGCUCAGCUCUACUGCAGGAAGCACCACACAGACCUGGCCAGUGUGAGGAACCAGACUGAGAACAAAGAGAUCUGUAACGUGGCCGGGAGUAACAAAGUUUGGAUCGGCCUGUUCAAAGACAACUGGACGUGGUCGGACCAGAGUAACUCCUCGUUCAGAUACUGGGUCGACAGACAACUGAACGAGUCCUGCGCUGCUUGGAAUCGCAGUACCUCAGGCCAAUGGAUAGACAGAGAAUGUCUGAAGGAAUGUCCCUUUGUUUGCUACGGUAACCCAAGACCCCCAACAGUCAAGAAGAUACAGGUAGUGAGAGUGCGGAUGACCCCAGACCCAAACAUGGACCUGAAUGAUGCUAAGAAGAGGGAGGCCAUUUUACAGCAGGUGAGUCUCACCCUCUUCAUUUCUAGACUUUUACCUUCAUUUAACCACGCAUGUCAGUUAACUCUUUACACUCAUACCUGUUUACGGGUUCAAAGUGGCAGAUUUUAUGCCCACCUGACCCAGAUUGUGAUUUAUAAUGGGCUGUUUUUGAAUUGUGUAAACAACAGUAAUUGUGUGAUGGUGGGAUGCAGGGUUGUGUUCCAAACAAAAAAAGUGUGCUUGCUCUAGUUCCUCAACAGCACUGCUAGGAAAGCUACAUUUAAAAAAUACUUUAUAUUUGAACACUCUUAUUUGAGUCAUAAAGUACAUGGAAAGGAGUGUGGUCACUUGGAGACACCAGUUAGUUCUCUCACUCAAACCCUUGUAAUUGUUUUGUCUUAUGUUGCACCUAUCCCACAUUUUCCCGGAAUAUUCUUAUCAUGCUACUGGAUGGAU
Oncorhynchus tshawytscha (Chinook salmon) is the source of this 1287-nucleotide messenger RNA. RefSeq names its product lectin-like. The coding region runs from base 10 to 1080 and encodes 356 amino acids. The transcript has 3 exons. Lineage: Eukaryota; Metazoa; Chordata; Actinopteri; Salmoniformes; Salmonidae. The record is from RefSeq and is a predicted model, not a curated record.